Oldenlandia corymbosa var. corymbosa is the source of this 2266-nucleotide messenger RNA. The record is from the annotation of a GenBank genome assembly. NCBI's taxonomy places the organism in Eukaryota, Viridiplantae, Streptophyta, Magnoliopsida, Gentianales, Rubiaceae.
CGGACUUUUUGUCUCAUACAUAAAUGAGUUAAUGGAGUUGGUAGUUGAAAUUUAUGCCUCCACUUGGACUCACUGAUACGACUCGAUCAAACUUCCCGGCGUCCGCCCGCCUCCUUCCUCCGCCGUCAAACCAUCACAAAACUUACCGGUUUUCUUUCCUCCUUUCUCCAACUCCACUAUUGCGGCUCAUUUCUUCUGCCUGUUGAGGAAGUGAAAUGGGAGGACAGUCUUCCAAGAGCUCCAGGAAGUAUCGGAAUCCGUACGCCAACGCCAAUACCAAUUCCAACUCCAAUAGUUAUUUGAAUCAGUCCAAGGUUUACAGUGAAAGGCAAGCGCAGCAGACGCCGGCGCCGACUCAAUCAACGGUUGAGAAAAAGCCACAAUCGCACCAGCAGGAAGAAUUGGAGGAUUUAUCUUCAGCUGGACUCAGAGGAGGCGGCGGGUAUGGCAGUAGUGAUGACGAAUUUUACGACGGAAUUCCGAGGUUUCGUCGGAGUUCCUCUCAGAAAUCCCGUUCUAGGAGGGCUAAGGUUUCGGAGAAGGCUGCUGAUAUAUUUGACUCACUCGGAAAUAGCAUGGCUAACUUAAAUCCUGGAAGUGGAUUUGUAUCUAGAGGAGCAGCCAAGAGCAACGAGCUUUCGAUUUUAGCAUUUGAGGUUGCCAACACGAUAGUUAAAGGAGCAAAUAUCUUGCAGUCGCUUUCGAGAAAGAGCAUUAGACUACUGAAGGAAGGAGUGCUUCCAUCAGAAGGUGUUCAAAAAUUAGUAUCUACUGACACGGACGAACUUUUGACGAUUGUCGCAGCUGAUAAGAGGGAAGAGCUGAGAAUUUUUGCAGCAGAAGUGGUUCGUUUUGGAAAUCGUUGUAAAGAUCCACAGUGGCACAACUUGGACAUCUUCUUUAAAAAACAUAGCAGAGAACCUCAGAAGCUAACAUGGGAGGAAGCUGAAUUCACAAUGCAUGAGUUAAUGAUCUUGGUCCAGAAUACUGCUGAGCUAUACCAAGAGUUGCAUGCCUUGGACAGAUUAAAGCAAGAAUACCAGCAUAAGCGCUUGGAGGCUUGCAUUUCAAGUUCCCUUUCUAAAGGUAAUACCCCCGCCAGUCUGGCCACCGAACUGAAAACCCAAACGAAGCUUGUGAAAAGUUUAAAGAAAAAAUCCCUCUGGUCGAGAAGUUUGGAAGAGGUUAUGGGGAAACUUGUGGAUACUGUUCUUUUUCUGAAUCAAGAGAUAAAUAAUGUCUUCAAGAAUUCAGUGGAUAAUUCUACACCUGUAGUUCAACUUGUGGGAAGCGAGCGAAAAUUGGGACCAUCUGGCCUUGCUUUACACUAUGCUAAUAUCAUUCUCUUGAUUGAUUCAAUUGUUGCCAGGUCAAGUUCUCUGCCACAACAUGCUAGAGAAACUUUGUAUCAAAACUUACCACCAAGUUUAAAAUCCCCGUUGCGGUCCAAGUUGCGCUCUUUCCAUGUCAAGGAGCAGCUUAACACCACCGAAAUUAAGGCGGAGAUGGAGAAAACUUUACAAUGGCUUGUUCCAAUUGCCACGAAUACUGCCAAAGCACACCAUGGUUUUGGCUGGGUUGGAGAGUGGGCAAAUACAGGGUCUGGUUCAAAUCGCCAAUCAGAUACAUCAAGUGAUGUUAUCCAAAUCGAAACACUCCAUCAUGCAGACAGGCAAAAGACAGAAGCCUACAUCCUUGAACUACUGUUGUGGCUCAAUCAUUUGGUCAGCCAAUCCAAGGUAGGUGAUGCCAAUGAUGGCAAAAGAGAAUCAAUCAAGAAGGUCCCUUCUCCCAAUAAGGAAACCAAUGAAGGCUCCAUCUCUCAGAAUGAUGACAGUUCAUCAGUUAAUUUAAGUGCGGAUGGUCAGAAUAUGAAGCAAGAUAUAAGCAACGAGAGACCAAUAGAAGGAACGAGCAACAGCAAGGACUCUGACAAUGCAGAACGGAAAACAAGUCAUUGAAGUAAAAGAGAAGAUUCAUAUUGGGAAUCGAACUUGGAAUCUGACUACCUUAUCGCUAAGAUGAAACCAAAAAGAGAUUUUGCGCAAGUUGGAUUGAGAAUGAGAGCAUACCAACGGGCUUCUGUAAGAGUUCUAUUGUUUUAUGAUUGUAUUGUUAGUUUUCUUGUACUAUCACUUUGUAAAAAAAUAGCAUAUGUGUAUUCUGUAUGUCUGUACAGUUAUAUAUUCUUUGGAUCCAAGUAACUUAAAUGUGAGUAAUAGAAAACAGAAAGCAUUUGCUUCCGAGUUCAAUAAUAUGUUACCAU